AUAAAAUUAUUGAUCAUAUUAAUUUUCUAUUUUAUUUUAAUAUUAAGAACUUUAAUUACUUUAUCUUCUCAUUCAUGAAUAAUUAUUUGAAUAAUAUUAGAAAUUAAUUUAAUAAGAUUUAUUCCUAUUAUUAUAUUAUCAAAAAUAAUUAAUAAUCAUACAUUUUUAUUUAAAUAUUUCAUUGUACAAACUAUUAGUUCAUCAAGAUUCUUAAUUACAAUCACUUUAAUAUGAAUUAAUGAUUAUAGAUUAAAUAUUUUUAAUACAAACUUUAUAGAAAUUAUAUUAAGAUUAUCUAUAAUUUUAAAAAUAGGAUUAUAUCCUUUUCACCUAUGAUAUAUCGAAAUUAUAUUAAACUUACCAUGAAUAAUAUUUUUUUUAAUAUCAACUUGACAAAAAAUUAUUCCCUUAACAAUUAUUUCUUUUUUUAAUGAAAAUACAAUUAUUUAUAUAACAAUUAUUAUUUCUUCAAUAAUUAGAUCAAUUCAAGGAAUUUAUCAAAACAACCUUCGCAAAAUUUUUGCAUUCUCAUCAAUUAACCAAACCAGAUGAUUAACCAUUAACUCUAAUAUAUCUAUUUAUCUAAUAAUUAUAUAUAUAUUAAUAUAUAUAAUAAUUUUAUUUUCUAUUAUUAAUAUACUUAAUGUAAAUAAUUUCUAUUAUAUUAAUAAUCUUUAUUUAUUAAAUAAUUAUCAUUAUUUAAUAAAAUUAUUUUUAUUUUUAAAUAUUUUAUCAUUAGCUGGACUACCUCCUUUUAUAGGAUUUAUUACAAAAAUUAUUUCAAUUAAAUUUUUAAUUUUUAAUAAAAUAUAUUUAAUUACCUCCAUUCUAAUUAUCUCUUCAUUAAUAACACUCUUUUUCUAUUUACGAUUAACUUAUACUUCAAUAAUUUUAAUUAAAUCAAAAUUUAACCCUUUAAUAAUAAAAAAAUAUUCAAAAGAUUUUUCUUAUAAAUCAUAUUUUUUUAAUAAAUUAAAUUUUAUAAUAAUUAUAAUCACUAUUUUAAGAUAUUUUUCUUUAAUUAUUAUAACCUUAUUUGAUUUAUACUA
Messenger RNA from Cephus cinctus (wheat stem sawfly), 1049 nucleotides. NCBI's taxonomy places the organism in Eukaryota, Metazoa, Arthropoda, Insecta, Hymenoptera, Cephidae. The record is from the annotation of a RefSeq genome assembly.